This is a messenger RNA of Mus pahari (shrew mouse), 2326 nucleotides long. It is a transcript of the gene Aldh8a1, whose product is annotated as aldehyde dehydrogenase 8 family member A1. Gene Ontology annotation, molecular function: retinal dehydrogenase (NAD+) activity. The transcript has 7 exons. The coding region runs from base 11 to 1552 and encodes 513 amino acids. The record is from RefSeq and is a predicted model, not a curated record. Lineage: Eukaryota; Metazoa; Chordata; Mammalia; Rodentia; Muridae. Gene Ontology annotation, biological process: retinoic acid metabolic process.
UGGGGAUGAGAUGAGGAUGUCCAAAGUCCCGAGGGCAGUCACCGAGGGCUGCUGUGCACAGAGAGCACUCUCGCACUCUCCUAACAACAUGGCUGGAAAAGGGGAACUUUUGAUGUUGGAGAACUUUAUAGGUGGGAAAUUUUUACCCUGUACCUCAUAUAUAGAUUCUUACGAUCCAUCAACAGGGGAAGUUUAUUGCAAAGUACCAAACAGUGGGAAAGAAGAGAUCGAAGCUGCUGUGGAGGCUGCCAGAGAGGCCUUCCCUGCCUGGUCAUCCCAGAGUCCCCAGGAACGUUCUCUCGUCCUGAACAGGCUGGCGGAUGUCCUGGAGCAGUCUCUGGAGGAGUUAGCCCAGGCAGAAUCUAAAGACCAAGGGAAAACCCUCACGCUGGCAAGAACCAUGGACAUUCCUCGGUCUGUCCUGAACUUCCGGUUCUUCGCUUCCUCCAUCCUGCACCACGUAUCGGAGUGCACACAGAUGAGCCACCUGGGCUGUAUGCACUACACCGUUCGCACCCCGGUGGGCAUUGCUGGCUUGAUCAGCCCUUGGAAUCUACCACUCUACCUGCUGACCUGGAAGAUAGCUCCGGCCAUCGCCGCUGGGAAUACCGUGAUAGCCAAGCCCAGUGAGCUGACUUCUGUGACUGCCUGGAUGUUUUGCAAACUCUUGGAUAAAGCAGGUGUCCCACCAGGUGUGAUCAAUAUUGUGUUUGGAACAGGGCCGAGGGUCGGUGAAGCCCUUGUGUCUCACCCCGAGGUACCCCUGAUCUCAUUCACUGGGAGCCAGCCCACAGCUGAACGAAUUACCCAGCUCAGUGCUCCCCACUGCAAGAAGCUCUCCCUGGAGCUGGGAGGCAAGAACCCCGCUAUCAUCUUUGAGGAUGCCAACCUGGAGGAGUGUAUCCCGGCAACCGUCAGGUCCAGCUUUGCUAACCAGGGGGAGAUCUGCCUUUGUACCAGCAGGAUCUUUGUCCAGAGGAGCAUCUACAGUGAAUUUCUGAAGAGGUUUGUGGAAGCUACCAGAAAGUGGAAAGUUGGUAUUCCUUCUGAUCCAUCAGCCAACAUGGGUGCUUUGAUAAGUAAAGCACAUCUGGAGAAAGUCAGAAGUUAUGUCUUGAAAGCUCAGACUGAGGGUGCACGGAUUCUCUGUGGUGAGGGUGUGGACCAGCUAAGCCUUCCACUCAGGAACCAGGCAGGCUACUUCAUGCUUCCCACAGUGAUAACAGACAUUAAGGAUGAGUCCCGCUGCAUGACGGAAGAGAUCUUUGGCCCAGUGACGUGUGUUGUUCCUUUUGAUACUGAAGAAGAAGUGAUUACAAGAGCUAACAGCGUCAGGUACGGGUUGGCAGCCACAGUGUGGUCCAAGGAUGUGGGGCGCAUCCACAGGGUAGCUAAGAAGCUUCAGUCAGGGCUGGUCUGGACCAACUGCUGGCUCAUCAGGGAGCUGAACCUGCCCUUCGGAGGGAUGAAGAGCUCUGGAAUAGGAAGAGAAGGAGCCAGGGACUCAUACGAGUUCUUCACUGAAAUAAAAACCAUCACCAUUAAACACUGACCUCUCCCCUCCGCCAUGGGGCAGCUGCUGUGGCUGACGCCUGCCAGCAGAGAAUCGCUCGCUCCUCAGUGUAGUCAACAGAGAUCCUAGGAUUCGUUCAGUCAUGUCGCUGCUUGCCAGGAGACCUGCUCUUGAUGACCAUUGCUAGUUGGUAUUUUUACCGGCUUCUAAAGGAAAAAGAAAAAAAGGCAGUUUUUAUGAAUUUUUGAAAAUCUGCCCAAAUCAGGUGUUUUUAUUUGCAAAUACCCAGCAAAAACAAAAAACAAAACAAAGGCCUGGGAGAUGGCUCAGUGGGUAACGUGCUUGCUGUAUGAGCACAAGAGCCUGAGCUCAGAUCCCAGCAUCAGUGCAAAAGACUGACCUGGUGGUAUAUAACACAACACACACACACACACACACACCCCACCACCACCACCACCACCACCACAACAACAACAACAAUAACAACAACAAGCCUGAAGAGAAACAACGCACCAUCAAUUUCUGCCUUGACAAAGCUUUGAAGAUGAACCUCUCAACCCCAUAGCCACUACCCAACUUUGACUGCUAAUUGGCUGAGCCCAUUCAUACCGGGAAGUGAUGGUUGUCUGAAGAGCUUGUGAGUGUCACGCUCGCUAGAUCUUACUAAAUAUGUCUGAUACGAGUAAGGGAAGAUAAGGUAGUUAUUGUUUUUUAGAGGUUAACUCGGGACACAAAACAGUAUGGUCUAUUUUCACUGUCGAGUCUAGUCAACUCUAAUUCUUCAAAGAAGCAAUAAAUUGUUCAGCAGUAUGG